UUUUCUGGGAGCCGAUCGGAGCCGCUCGAGAGACGCACACAGAGUUCGCUCCCUGUCUGACUGCAGCGAGCUCACCCCGCAGAGAGGCCGCUGCGGGAAGAUGGCGACGGAUAAACAAAAACACGAGGGUAGAGUUAAAAUCGGACACUACAUUCUCGGUGAUACGCUCGGAGUCGGGACGUUCGGGAAGGUUAAAGUGGGCCAACAUGAGCUGACCAAGCACCAAGUGGCGGUGAAAAUCUUGAACCGGCAGAAGAUCCGCAGCUUGGACGUGGUGGGGAAAAUCCGCCGGGAGAUCCAGAACCUCAAGCUUUUCAGGCACCCUCACAUAAUUAAACUGUAUCAAGUUAUUAGCACCCCUACAGAUAUCUUCAUGGUCAUGGAGUAUGUCUCAGGGGGAGAGCUCUUCGAUUACAUCUGCAAAAACGGAAAGCUGGAAGAGAAGGAGAGUCGGCGACUGUUCCAGCAGAUUAUAUCGGCAGUAGAUUACUGCCACAGGCACAUGGUGGUACACCGAGACCUCAAACCCGAAAACGUGCUGCUCGAUGCACACAUGAAUGCAAAGAUUGCAGAUUUCGGUCUGUCAAACAUGAUGUCAGAUGGAGAGUUCCUGAGAACCAGUUGUGGUUCUCCGAACUAUGCUGCUCCUGAAGUCAUCUCAGGAAGAUUAUAUGCCGGUCCGGAGGUGGAUAUAUGGAGUAGUGGUGUCAUUCUAUAUGCAUUAUUGUGCGGGACUCUCCCCUUCGAUGACGAUCACGUGCCAACGCUCUUUAAAAAGAUCUGCGAUGGGAUCUUUUUCACCCCACAGUACCUGAACCCCUCAGUAGUAAGCCUCCUUAAACACAUGCUGCAAGUGGACCCAAUGAAAAGAGCAACCAUUAAAGAGAUCAGAGAGGAUGAUUGGUUCAAACAAGAUCUGCCCAAGUACUUGUUUCCAGAGGAUCCCUCCUACAGCAACAACAUGAUCGACGAUGAGGCCUUGAAAGAGGUGUGUGAGAAGUUCGAGUGCACAGAAGAGGAGGUCCUCGCCUGCAUUUACAGUCGGAACCACCAAGACCCGUUAGCCGUUGCCUACCAUCUCAUCAUUGACAAUCGACGCAUCAUGAGCGAAGCCAAGGAUUUCUAUCUGGCUUCUAGCCCUCCUGACAACUUUCUGGACGACGUGGCCGGAAUCAUCAAGCCUCACCCUGAGCGUUUGCCCGUCUUUGUGGCGGAGCCCCCUCCAAGGUCCCGCCACACGCUAGAUGAACUGAACCCCCAGAAGUCCAAACACCAGGGCGUAAGGAGAGCCAAGUGGCAUCUAGGGAUCCGCAGUCAGAGCCGACCCAACGACAUCAUGACUGAAGUGUGUCGUGCAAUGAAACAGCUGGACUAUGAGUGGAAGGUGGUUAAUCCAUAUUAUCUGCGUGUGAGGAGGAAGAAUCCUAUCACUGGAAUGCAAACCAAGAUGAGCCUUCAACUGUACCAGGUGGACAGCAGAACCUACCUCCUCGACUUCCGUAGCAUAGAUGAUGAUAUGCUGGAGACUAAAUCUGGGACUGCAACCCCUCUCCGUUCUGGUUCUGUGGGGAACUACCGCACCACAGUAAAGGGUGACGUAGAGGGAGCAGAUGCUCCGGCCACGCCCAGCUCUGUGCAGCCCACCAAGACUGCUGAAGGCUCCUUAGGUUCCUCUCUGACCUCGUCCAUCGACUCAUCCGGAGGUGCGGACAACACGCCUACCCCAAGACCAGGGAGCCACACCAUCGAGUUCUUCGAGAUGUGCGCAAACCUUAUUAAACUACUUGCACGAUAGCUUGCAAAAACAAUCAUCGCUAGCCUUUUUUCUCUCUGAGUGUCUUUAUAGCAAUAAGCAUGCAACCGAUUCAUGGCUCACUUCAUCCAGACUGAGGAUGAAGUGUUUGUUCCAUGGCACUGAUGCAGGUUGGCGUUCCCUGAGCUGUAAGGGAAGGUAUACUGAGCUGACUGGUUUUGUAGGAGUUGAGGAAAGAGGAAUUAAUUGCUACUUAACUAGCUAGGACAGAACAACAUUUCAGAGGGAAAGAGGGGGGGAAAUUUCCAGAUCAGUCCUCAACAACAGAUGCCCACAUCCCAAAUACAACUAUAUGCGGAAGUGAUUACACUGAACGGUCUGUACUGUAUCCUGUAAGACCCAGUUGUCAGUACAGAGAACAAAAUCUCGUUUUUUUUUUUUACCUGCAGAGGAGGAAGCCACGGAUCGGUGUUAAGAACUGAGUGGCAGUCAUAGGAGGCAGGAGGCACUUUUGCACAACUUUCUUUAAUUUUUUCUGCUGCUUGUACUUUUUUUUUAAGCUCUUCUUAAGGAUCAGAGAAGUGUUGCAGGUGUAAUGGGGAACUGCACUAUUACAAGCCCAUCCCAUUCAAACAGACCCCCCUGUAAAGUGCUGUGACCUCUGCCGCUCUGCAGUGUGUCAGGGACAAAAAGGAUGCUUUAUCAGAUUUACUUUGGGUUUUCAUGUUUCUGUCAAAGACCUAACUGUUCAUGGUUUUGUCCUCAUUGUAAAUUGUUUGGAUUUGUUCUUCCCCUGCAUUUUUAUAUAUGAAGAUAUAAGCAUAUUUAUCAAUGCAUUACGUUGAGGAAGUUUUGGUUGUAAAAGAAUUAGAUUUUUUUUUUUUUUUUGCAUUAAUUUCUAUUGCUGGAUAUUAUAUAAGCAUAUAUUCUUUUUUUUUUUUUUAUUACUGUUUUUACGUCUGUCGAUUUUGUUGCCCUCAAUCACAAUUAUUCUGAUACUUGAUUGUCUUUGUAAAUAACUAGCCUGCUUUUCCAAUUUAAGAGGAGUUUUUUAUGACACAGAAUCUAGAAAUAUAUCCUUUUAAGUGUCAUGUAGUAGGUGGACAUAUUGAUUUUGACUUUUAUGUUAUAUUUUCUCUGUUCAGGAUAAAGUGUUGGAUAUGAGUGUGAUUACUGAGUGAAAUGCCUUUGGCCUACAUCCAUUUCAAAAAAUGCCAACCAGUCAAAUAUACAGACCUCAAGGCCUCCUUUUAAACCAAUCGUAGCAGUUGUAUCUGAUGUGUUGGGAGUUUGUGCAUUGGUGAAUACAAAUGAAAAUAUUUAGUUUCACAUGAUUAUUUUUUAAUUGCUCUCACAUUCCUUUGAAAGUUGACAUUUUAAUUCCAGUCUUGUCUUGAAUCUAUUUAGUACUGUAAAUCAUGAGGGACAGAAAAUUUCCGGUUAAGAUGGACAACUUGAAAGUUUUCUAUUUGAUUAUUGUCUGGACAUUAAAAUUCCAGACUCAAAAGUCCAAGAUAUGUCUUAAAUUAGAACACAUCUCAUUCCAGUUCCUGUUCAUCGUCUUAAAGUUAUAAUCAAUCAUUGAUUGGCAGCCUUAUCCUUAUUCUUAUUAGUACUGUUCAUCAGUUUUAUGCUAGAAAUAUGAUUUCAGUGCUGGUCAGGAAUAUUGGCAACUUUUGCCAUUUUAAAGGUUGAUUUUUCACAACAUAUUUUGGUGUUAUAUCAACAGAACACACUUAAAUCUGGUUUUGAAGAACUAAACACCAA
This is a messenger RNA of Cyprinodon variegatus (sheepshead minnow), 3520 nucleotides long. It is a transcript of the gene prkaa1, whose product is annotated as protein kinase, AMP-activated, alpha 1 catalytic subunit. The transcript has 9 exons. Lineage: Eukaryota; Metazoa; Chordata; Actinopteri; Cyprinodontiformes; Cyprinodontidae. Bases 101 to 1795 code for a protein of 564 amino acids. The record is from RefSeq and is a predicted model, not a curated record. Gene Ontology annotation, biological process: protein phosphorylation; intracellular signal transduction. Gene Ontology annotation, molecular function: protein serine/threonine kinase activity; ATP binding. Gene Ontology annotation, cellular component: cytoplasm.